AUGGAUGAUCAAAUAAGCGAUACGAGAAUAUCGGCAAAUGAUAUCGAUCCAUGGUCACCUAAUGCUAAAGAAGCGUGGAAAGAAAUUAAUGAACAAAACAUGAAAGCUGAAGAAGAUGAAGAAGCUGCUAAUAAGUUUGACUUGUUCGCGUACAAAAUUGAUGAAGCAACGAAAAUCUGCGCUCGAACAACUAACGUUUGGCAUUUGGAAGCAGAUACCAUCCCGAAUACUGUGUUGAAAUACGUCCUCGCUGAUAAUCCCAAGGAGACACCAAUAAAUUUUGUUCGAGUUGGAAUUGGAGCUAAUGUCGCAAUAGAAAAUUUCUUCAAGGAGAAAGUUAGUCCGAAAUCCGAUUUUUUCGGAGCCGAUCCUUCGUAUAUGGUAAAUGCGCCACUAUAUGAAAGUAUCGGAACAUUCUUCCCAUUUGCUAUCGGCAACUCAACAGGAAGAACUGAAGCUGUUGUACGUAUAGCAUCGGAUAGGAAAAAGACACAGACAGUAGAUCACAUUGGAAUUGAUACGUUUUUCAAGCGUUUAGUUGGAAAAAAUGUUAUCGACUACUUGUUCUUUGAAGGCGAGGGUAGCGAAUAUGAUAUGAUGGCGCAUUUGGGGAAGAAUGGAACUCUUGAACAAGCUGGAAUUGCAAUCUGUCAAAUGAAUAUUGAAUACCACCGUCCGAAACAUCUAAAUGAUCCAAGGAAGCGAACAUUUAAAAAACAUGUUUCGAAGUUUAUAAAAGAUGGAAAGUACGUUUUGCUGAACGUUAAUAAUGUAGGAAAUCUCCGAUUAUUCUGGAUAAACGUGUCUUCAAUGGUUUGUGUGAAACGAUAUUUGGAACGCUUGUUCGCCAACGACGUCGUAUUCUAA
Molecule: messenger RNA, 867 nt
Organism: Caenorhabditis bovis
Lineage: Eukaryota; Metazoa; Nematoda; Chromadorea; Rhabditida; Rhabditidae
Source: the annotation of a GenBank genome assembly